GGGCGCUGCCGCCGCCGCCAUGAGCACGGGCCCGGGGCCGGAGCCGGGCCCUCAGGCAGCCCCGAGCCGGGCCCGGAGCCGCAGCCCCGCAGCCACGCCGACCCCGCCGACACCGGGCCUGCCGCCCCCGGCGGCCUCUUCGCCUGGCUGCGCGGGCGCUGCCUGGGUCGCGGGGCCGCCGUGGACCCGGCGCGGGACACGUUCGGCGCCAUGACCGGGCUGUACGGCGCCAUCCAGCCCGCCGACUCCGUGUCCCUCAGCACCCGCACGCACGGCGCCGUCUUCAACCUCGAGUACUCGCCCGACGGCUCCGUGCUGACCGUGGCCUGUGAACAGACUGAGGUCCUGCUCUUUGACCCAAUCUCUUCAAAGCACAUCAAGACUCUCUCUGAAGCUCACGAGGACUGUGUCAACAACAUCAGGUUCCUGGAUAACCGUCUGUUCGCCACGUGCUCCGACGACACCACCAUCGCGCUCUGGGACCUGAGGAAGCUCAACACCAAAGUGUGCACGCUGCACGGCCACACCAGCUGGGUGAAGAACAUCGAGUACGACACCAACACCAGGCUGCUGGUCACCUCGGGCUUCGAUGGCAACGUCAUCAUCUGGGACAUCAACAGGUGCACAGAGGAUGGAUGUCCCCACAAGAAGUUUUUUCACACCCGUUUUCUGAUGCGGAUGAGGCUGACACCAGACUGUUCCAAAAUGCUGAUCUCCACCUCCUCUGGUUACCUUCUGAUUUUGCACGACCUUGACCUAAACAAGUCUUUAGAGGUUGGCAGCUACCCCAUUUUACGGGCCAGGAGGAACACGUCGAGCUCAGACAUCACGUCGUCAGGCUCCUCUGGCCCUCGAGCUGUGGGCUCACCCUGCCACCAGAACAACUCAGGGCCGCCCUCUGAGAAAACCCUGUCACGGCCCUCCCAGCGAGAAGGGGGAUCACCUAGGAAUAGCCUUGAGGUGUUAACACCAGAGGUUCCUGGAGAGAGAGACCGUGGUAACUGCAUCACGUCGCUGCAGCUGCACCCCAAGGGCUGGGCCACGCUGCUGCGCUGCUCCAGCAACACAGAUGACCAGGAGUGGACUUGUGUCUAUGAAUUCCAGGAAGGAGCCCCGGUGCGGCCCGUGUCGCCGCGCUGCUCGCUGCGCCUGACGCACUGCAUCGAGGAGGCCAACGUGGGCCGGGGCUACAUCAAGGAGCUCUGCUUCAGCCCCGACGGCCGCAUGAUCUCGUCGCCGCACGGCUUCGGCAUCCGCCUGCUGGGCUUCGACGCGCACUGCAGCGAGCUGGUGGACUGCCUGCCGCGGGAGGCCAGCCCCCUGCGCGAGAUCCGCUCGCUCUACUCCCACAACGACGUGGUGCUCACCACCAAGUUCUCGCCCACGCACUGUCAGAUCGCCUCGGGGUGCCUUAGCGGACGCGUCUCCCUCUACCAGCCAAAGUUCUAGGCACAAAGUUCUCCCUCUACCAGCAGCCUCCCUGGAUGGACCUUGGAGGGCUUUCCUUCAGCUGAGUGGAAGUGUGCUCUCUCCAAAACCUCGGAGCCCAGAGGAGUCACAGCUGCCGUGCCCUCAGGAUGUGACCUGGAAGGAUUUUUCAGGCCAGCACCGCAUGGAUCUAGGUCCUGCAUCUGGGAGCCCACAGCCUGCCAGCAGACCUCUGCUCCUGCUGAUCCUGUGCCAUCGGGCUGCUGCCCUGCUGUGUUUGUACCCUGAUACUUGAUUGUUGCCUUCAGCACAAUUCCAGUGGGCUGUCUGGAGCAGCACAGAGGGGCAGUGUGCCCAGGUACCUCCUGUCCCACAGGAGCUGGACUGCCUCACCUCUGCUUCCUCUUCUGUUGCUGAAGCAACUCUGUGGUGAUUAGUAGAUAAUGGACUGCUUGUCUAUGUAAGCAACACGGUUAGUUACUCUCACCAAAAAGAAAAAAAAAAAAAAGGAAUUUUGCUUUCAUUUCUAUGUUAAUGUGGUUGUCAUUGGCUAGAAAAACGAGUCACGGUGUGGCUUAGGCUGGCAGGACCACUGGAGGUCACCCAGGCCCACCCCUGCACAGGCAGGCUCCCCUUGAGCCCACUCCUCUGCCAGCUGUCUAUUGCAGGGAGCUUUCCACAUCUGAAUCAUGGUAGCUUUUUGCUGAUGUUUGGAUAUUUCCUACCUGGCUGUUUUUCCACACACACCUGGCUGCACUCUGUCUGUGGGGGAAAUUCAUUUGGAUGUGUCCCUGGUAUCACCAGGUGAGCCUUUCCUCACAUGUGCUGUCAGUUUGGGAGGGGAUUAAAAGCAAACCUGCCAACAGUGGGGUCUGCCUGGAUCUAACCAGGCUUGUCAUCAGGUGUGGAACACUGUACUGCUCACCCUGGAGGGGAAGCUGCAUGGGGAGCAGCUGAGAUCACUUGGUUUGUUCAGCUUGGAGGAGUCUGAGAGGAGAUCUCCUGGUGCUCCUGAGCAUCCCCCUGUGGGGCAGUGGAGGGGCAGCUACUGAUCUCUUCACUGCUGUGACAAGGGACAGGAGCAGGGCACGGCUGGGGCUGGGACUGGGACUGGAGGAUUUGGGAUGGAGAUCAGGGAAGGUUCUGCUUCCCCAGAGGGUAACUGCUGGCACUGCCCAGGCUCCCCUUGGAAUGGGCACAGCCCCUGAGGCUGCCAGAGCUCCAGCAGAGCUUGGACAGCACUCCAGGGAUGCCCAGGGUGGGAUUGUCAGGGCUCUGGGCAGGGCAGGGGUGGCACUGCGUCAUCCUGUGGGUCCCUUCCAGCUCAGGGGAUCCUGUGGUCACACCCAGAGUAUGAAUGCCAGAUUUCAGCCCUCGAGUUAAUAGAGCUAACCUUGUAAAUGAACAGGUGUUGUACAUCCAUAUCAGUUCAUAACAUUCUCAUCACUUAUAUGUUCCAAGAUGAGGGUUUUUUAGUGUUUCACUGAAGUUUUGCAGACUAGUCACACUCAGUUCAGCAGGGAACUUUACCUGGAAAGACUGUCACCUACUGGUGUUCAGGUACACUCUCUGGCUCAGCAGAGCACACUUGUUCAAAGCUGACUCUUACAAAGCCUUUUGCAAAACGUAUUUGGGGAUAAAGACAACAUUUAUGGACGUGAGAGAGCUGGAAAGGUAAGCCUGAGGACCCUCCUGUAGCUUUGUAUUUAUGUGGGUAGUAUACCGUGGUGUUGGUGCAGAAAUCAUUGAAACUAAAGCCUCCUCUGCAUUAUGACAGAAGGAGAUCCCAAGUUUCUUCUUUUGGAGAAUUUCUUUGGUAAUGCAAAGCCUUCAGUUUUGUGUGUAGGGUAAUCUGAGGGCAAACAUCCCUUCUGCUGGCCCGAGCCUGCACUGGGGCAGGUGGGUCUGCCAGGUUGUGGAAGCCCUCAGGGCAUUCCCUUGGCUGUCCCUGGGAGGGCAGCGUGCAGGAAACAUGGGGACAAGCCUGGCAUGCAGGCUUUUCGUGCAAAGGAGGAGCUACAAGGUGUUUGUGUGGGCCAAGCUGUUUGGGGAAAAACACCCAGGUCCUGCCCAGGACUAAAGCAGCUUUUCCCCAGGCAUUUGCUGUCCCACUGCCAGGCUGCUGUUUUCUCACCUUAUUUAAUGUUUUAUUACACAUCAUGGAAGGGACUACAGGGACACUUGAAAGAACCUUGGGGUUCUCAUGGGCUUGCACAGUGAUUUUUUUGGAGGUGAAGGAGCACCCAGAGGGCCAAGGCAGUUCUUGGGUGGCUCUGUCUGUGUGUUUCCAAGGCUGUUUUUGUUUUCCUGUCAGAACCUCCUCAGACUGGUGGAUCCCUAGUGACUGUAACGCUAUGCCUGUGAAUAUGCACUGAGUGUUACCUUUUUAAUUCUACCUCAUGAUACGCUGUGUUUUACACCAGUAUUGUGCUGAGCUUUGGACACUCACCUUUCUGUACAGAGGACCAUGACCCCCAAGUGACAGAUGUGUGACAGAUGUGUCACCACCACUCCUUCAUAGCACCUGUGGUUGGCUGGCAGGCCCUGCCUGGCUCCAGGACCAGCAGCUCACCUGGUGGAGGGGUUUGGUCACCUUGAUGCUUUUGUAGCGUGUCCAGCAGAUGCAUAAAAUGACAGAAUCUGUACCUGUAUGCUGUAGAAAUGUUACUUAGUUUUUCUGAUGACAUUUGUAAUAAGUUUGAAUUAGAGUAAGUAGGUAGUCUUAGAUUUUGGUCAUUCGAUUGAUUACUCCUUUUCAACAAACUUGGAAGUUUUCCAUGAAGGCUUUACCAUGUUUUACCUGUGAAGGUCACUUCUCAGUGGCUUACAGCUGACAUGCCUCACAGUCAUGUGGUGGUGCAAGUGUUUUCAGUUCUCUCUCAGUAGCAUUACUGGAACAAUGAAAUUAUGUGUUGGUGAGCUUUGGGUUAUUUCUAGGUAGUCAAACAAAAAAAAAAAAGCUUAUCUUCUAGUUGUGUUUCAAAAACUGAAUGCUCGACCUUGAGAAGUGUACAAAACUGUGAAACAACUGUAGGGAACCAUUUCCAAGGGAGGAAGGAGUGCGCUGACGGCAGGGCGGGUGGCUCUGGAUGGAUUCACAGCGUGUCUCUGUGAGCCUUGUGGUGGUUUCGCACGGCGAGGUCCCCGCUGCCGGAGCCCGCGGGAGCCGGGCCGGGGCCGGUGCCGGUGCCGGUUCUGCUCCCGCAGUGCCCGCGCCGGGACGGCACCGCCGCGCCAUGGGGAUAGAGGACAAGCACAGCGGUGCCCACACACACACACACACAUUGUUUGCACUCGUGGAGUCUUGGGGUAAGGACAGCUCGAUGCCUACCACCAGAAUUAGAAUGUAAACAUCAGUUUUUUCGGGGAGGGUGGGAGGGGUCUUGGUUAAUUUAGUGGGCUUUGUUUCUGUUUGUUUGUGUUGUGGUUUUAAUUUGGGUAGCACUGAUGUGGAGAAGGUUCUAACAUCAUACAUGGGUCUGUUGCUCUAGGACAUAUAAACUGUUGGGGAAAAAAGAAAUACACUUGCCAAAUGAAAGGUUUCAAAAAAUUUAGUUUACAAGAUCCUAAAGAGUUGGAGAGAAAGGAAGAAGUCAACGACCCAUCAUGUUUUUAACCUGCAGGAAACAGAAACUUCUCAUUGGCUGAUCUUAGUCAAAGGUGCAUUUUCUAAAGCACUAAAUAUCCUCAGUUAAGUAUAAGGUUUUUAAUACAGAAACAAAUGUGCAUGUAGAGUAUUUUGAAAUACCUGAGAUUUCCUAGUAAAAACUGUAGCCUUUUAAUACUGUAUAUGAAGUAUCAGAACUGCUUUGGAAGUAUUGUACUUACAGCCGUACAGUAACUUACUAUUUGUGGACAGUUUCUCUUGCUUGCAUAAUAAACAUUUAAUAAUUCACUGAAUUGAAAC
This is a messenger RNA of Camarhynchus parvulus, 5335 nucleotides long. It is a transcript of the gene DCAF10, whose product is annotated as DDB1 and CUL4 associated factor 10. Gene Ontology annotation, molecular function: protein binding. Gene Ontology annotation, cellular component: Cul4-RING E3 ubiquitin ligase complex. Bases 211 to 1449 code for a protein of 412 amino acids. NCBI's taxonomy places the organism in Eukaryota, Metazoa, Chordata, Aves, Passeriformes, Thraupidae. The transcript is spliced from 7 exons. The record is from RefSeq and is a predicted model, not a curated record.